AUGGCUUGUUCAGAAAAUGUGAAACAAUGGCUUAUGAAUUAUAUUAAGAGACAUGGUGGUCCUUAUGAAAUCUCUCAGGACGGUAAACAGUCAUGGGAAAAGAUGCAGGAGUUUUUAGGAGAAGUGUUAUUUGAGAAAAACGUGUCUGAUAAAAAAAGAAAAGGGUGUAUUAUGCAAGCGUUACUAUCAUGUUGUUUAAAAUUAGAGGGAAUUUUAAAAAUAAAGGAGGAUGAAAUGGCAGAGCUUAACUCAGUAAUUAACAUGAAAUCUGAGAAAUUGAAUAAUAAGAUUGUAGAUCUAAGAGUGCAUGCAGUUACAACUGGUGAAGCUUUGAUUGAAAAGGCCAAAAUGUGCGACGAACUUACAGUGGAGAAUGAGAGGCUGAAUGAGAAAAUUUUGAAGAUGCAAAAAGAAUUGGAUGAAUGCAGACAUGCUACUAAUAUGGCUUUUAAUAAAAUGGCAGAAAGUAUGGCACCUUCGAGUAGGUCUCCUGUAUCUGAAAUUCCAGGGUCUAUUGCUAACCCAGGGAUUGGAGAUACAGGAUACAAACCUCUUUUUCCAUGGGAGGAUUUGAAAGAAAAGUCAGUGACAAAUCUCCCUGCGGCUCCAACUACAACAACCACAGUGUUGAAUCCUGAUAAUUCUGGAGAGAUUCAGCUGGUUAAUAAGCAGUUAAAGCCACAAGAAAUGGAUGCCAUAGUUAGAGAAAUAGGGCAGGUCCCUCAGCAGGAUAUCAAUCGCUUUUUGCAAUGGUUUUGUGGAAUUCAAAGAGUGAAAGAGAUGUAUAGUUUGACAACUAGUGAUAUGGAGAGAGUGCUGCAGAGAGUUGUUGGAAAUGGAUUGUGGGUCAGGAUUGUACAGACAUGUGGUCAGCAGCGUAGAACUAGGGAUAUGUUGAAAGAGAUCUUGAGAGCACUUUAUGGAAUUACAUCAAAUGUGUCAUUGUCUGGAAAAAUUAAACAGCUGAAACAAGAGUCUCCGUAUGAAUUGUCAGCUAGAAUCUCCACAGUGAUGGAACAGUUUGGUGUCAGUAAUCCUGGUUUUGAACAGGGAGGGAUGGUGCAUAGAUCAAUGUUUUUGGAUGCAUUAGAGGAAGAUAUUAAGGAUGAGAUAUCUGUAACCCCAAACCCAUCAGAAAUGUGUGAUUUACUGUUAAGAGCUGAUAAUUUGUGGCGAAGAAAGGUUAAAAAUGAGAGUUUUGCUGUAGAUGCUGCCAGGAUUUUCAGAGUAGAGAGGAGAGACAGGUCUACCAUGUAUCCUCAGAAACCAAUCAGGGGAAAUAGAUUUCAGCAUAUGGGAAAUUUUAGAGGUGAGAAUGAAUCUGGUAGUGACAAAAGACGGAGAGAUCCACAGAGGGACCAUAGGAAUAGGGAUAGUGCUAAAGGGAGCAAUGUAAUGGGAGACAAUUGGAGAAAUAGAUGGGAGGAGCCUCAGGUAAUCAACAAUAAUUGGAAUAAUAAUAAUAACUGGGAGAGGCUAAAAUGGAGAGAUAAUAACUGGGAAAAUCCCAGUUGGAGAGAAAAACGAAGAAACAACAGAGAGAAUACUUGGAGAAGGAACCAUAGAUGGGAUGAGCAGCCCAAUAGACGAAAUUGGGAUAAUUGGAGGAAUAAAGAAGGGAAUAGCGAAUUCUGGGACCUGAAGAGACAGACCGAGAGAUUGGAGGCAGAAGUAAAAGCACUUAGGGAACAGAUCAGAGAGGAGGGAAAGACUGAUCAAUUGAGGGUCCCCAGCAAUUAA
Molecule: messenger RNA, 1740 nt
Organism: Pelobates fuscus (common spadefoot toad)
Lineage: Eukaryota; Metazoa; Chordata; Amphibia; Anura; Pelobatidae
Exons: 1
Coding region: 1-1740 (579 amino acids)
Source: RefSeq, a predicted model, not a curated record